Engraulis encrasicolus (European anchovy) is the source of this 2592-nucleotide messenger RNA. RefSeq names its product kelch domain containing 10 (gene klhdc10). The coding region runs from base 19 to 1272 and encodes 417 amino acids. Lineage: Eukaryota; Metazoa; Chordata; Actinopteri; Clupeiformes; Engraulidae. The record is from RefSeq and is a predicted model, not a curated record. The transcript has 10 exons. Gene Ontology annotation, biological process: positive regulation of stress-activated MAPK cascade. Gene Ontology annotation, molecular function: protein binding.
UACAGACUCUUACUAAAAAUGUCGGGCGACGAAGGUGCUCAGAGUCCGGACCAGCUGAAUAAAUUCGUGAAACUGUCAGGGAGGCCUUCUCUCAGAGUGGCAGGCUCUAAGAAGAGAGUCCGCUGGCUUCAGGCGCGACGCAUCCUCACGCAACCUUGCCCCAGCCUCCGGAUCCCUAACAGGUUUUUCAGAGAAGGUCACCGGGCUCCUCCGGCGAGGAGCGGGCACCGCUGCGUGGCGGACCAGAGCAACCUGUAUGUGUUUGGCGGAUACAACCCCGACUACGACGAGUCGGGCGGCUCCGAGAACGACGACUACCCGCUCUUCCGUGAGCUGUGGCGCUACCACUUUGCCACGGGCACCUGGCAGCAGAUCCACACGGAAGGGUACAUGCCCACCGAGCUGGCAUCCAUGUCAGCUGUUCUGCACGGGAACAACCUGCUGGUGUUCGGCGGCACCGGAAUCCCGUUUGGCGAAAACAACGGGAACGACGUUCACGUCUGCAAUGUCAAGUACAAGCGGUGGUCACUGCUGAACUGCAGAGGAAAGAAACCCAACCGAAUCUAUGGACAGGCGAUGGUGAUCAUAAACGGCUUCCUGUACGUGUUUGGGGGGACGACAGGCUACAUCUACAGUACAGACCUGCACCGGCUGGACCUGACCACACGGGAAUGGAUCCACCUCAAGCCCAACAACCCCCCCGACGACCUGCCUGAGGAGAGGUACAGGCAUGAGAUUGCACAUGACGGACAGAGGAUAUUCAUACUGGGAGGCGGAACCUCCUGGACAUCCUACCCUUUAGACAAAAUUCAUGCGUACAACUUGGAGACCAACUCCUGGGAAGAAAUAGUCACGAAACCACACGAGAGAAUAGGGUAUCCUGCUCCCAGGAGGUGUCAUAGCUGUGUACAGAUAAAGAAUGACGUGUUCAUCUGCGGGGGCUACAAUGGCGAGACGAUCCAGGACGACCUGUGGAAGAUCAGCCUGCAGACCUUCCAGUGGACGAAGCUGCCCGCCCUGAUGCCAGAGCCGGCCUACUUCCACUGUGCUGCCGUCACGCCGGCGGGCUGCAUGUACAUCCACGGCGGCGUGGUGAACAUCUACGAGAACCGGCGGACGGGCUCGCUCUUCAAGAUCUGGCUGGUGGUGCCCAGCCUGCUGGAGCUGUGCUGGGAGCGGCUGCUCAAGGCCUUCCCCCACCUGCCCCACCUCUCCACCAUGCAGCUGCUCAACUUGGGCCUCACGCAGGAACUCAUCGAGCGCCUCAAAUGACAACAUCAUAAACUUGCGCGUGCACAGACACGGAUGAUGAAUAAGACAGACGAAAUGGAAUAUAACAUUGAGGGGAUUAUAAUGACGAUUGGAACAGAAAUGGAAAGAAAUUGGAAUUAUUGGAAUGAGAAUGGUUGGAAAUGGAACGUGAUGGAACGAAUACAACAUACUACGUUGAGGGACUACUUGGGAGUGUUAUUGGGGGACGGAACUAAGAUUAUAAGAGAACUUGGUACAGAAGGAGGACAAUAUGAACUGAAUUGAAUGAGCACAGAUUUUCUUUUUUUGUUUUAUUUUUAUUUUUGUUUAUUUUUUUAGAUUUCAUUCUAUCCCCGGUCCUCCAUCUCCUCUGCCCAACGACCCCAAACUCUAUGGUGAGGAGGCGCUUUUAAGAUUUAAUGUUUCGCCUUAAAACCAAAUGAACUUUUAUUAUUAAAAAAUUCUCUGUUCUCGUUUACACCUGUGAUUUUUCUGCUUUUUUUUUUAACAAAAAAAGGAAAUCAGAACUAAAGGAAUAUAGUCUGUCGAGGACUUCAACCUGAAUGGAAUGUUUUAAGUGCUCAGAACUUUCCUGGCUUCGUGUGCACUUUUCUUAAGCCCCCUUUUUUUCCCCUGCUGACCUGUGUGCCCUACUCACAAUACUGGCCUGGACAGACACUUUUCUUUUUUUAACUUCAUUUAGUCUCUCUGUUUUCGGUCAUGGUUAAUUUUCCCUCUUCUUUUUUGUUGCUAUAAUAAUGUUCUUAACAGCCGCGGCUGUGUGCUCUCUCCACCUGACAUCUAGUGUCUAGUGGCGUCUUGGUUCAUCCAGCCUGCCUUGGUUUGAAAGGAGAGUGAAAGAGGUCCUUGAUUGUUUGAAAAAGUACCUGUGUUUUGUAAGACUUUUUUUUUUUAAGGGUUUCAAGAUGUUCGAUUAACUUUAAAGGUUCUCACACAACUAGGGGUUAAAAAGGUUUAGAUCAUGGUGUCGCUAUUGUUCCCUAACAAAAACAGAAGAAAAAGAAGGCCUUAAUUCUGAUAGCACUGUUGGAUUGGUGGAAUUCAAACGCAGUCAACCACUUGACUAAAUUUCACGUCAGAAUUCCCUCUUUUGUUGAGGCUAGCCUGACUCUGUCUGGUUUGAUUGACUGGAUUGCUUUUAGCCGCUUUUAGUGUGUCUUUCUUCAGUGUCUUUACUUUGCCCCUUGUACAGUUAUGUAAACCAAAAUGUUACAUCACUGUGAAAAUGGUGCUUCUCUAAGUAACUUUUUUUCCCCCUUCAAUUAUUUAAAAUCAAUAAAUUUUUACUGCCCUCCCUUUCUCUGCAGUGUUAAACGGCAA